Clunio marinus is the source of this 348-nucleotide messenger RNA. Lineage: Eukaryota; Metazoa; Arthropoda; Insecta; Diptera; Chironomidae. The record is from the annotation of a GenBank genome assembly.
AUGCCAAACGAUGAGAAAGGUUCCUUUCAACAACAACGUUUCUCUGCCAGACCAGAAAAUGAUGAUUGUGAUAACAUGCCUGGUUUUUACAGCAAUGCAAUUGUGGAAAAAAUUGAAUCUAAAUUAGUGAAAUUAACAAAUACAAACAUGUACUCGAGUAAUGGAUCUCUGAAAAGGUUUUCAGAGCCAAAAGGUUUUCUUAAUCUACUUAAGUUCGUAUACGAAAAACAAAGCUUCUUUCCAGACCGAAGUUAUGUUGAAGAAAAUUCUGACAUAACGAAAAUCAGUUUAAUAAAAAAUAAUGAAAUGUUCAAAAGUCAAGUCCAUGAAUUUCACUUCAUGUAUUAG